GUCAAAUGCUUAAACUACGUAAAGCCACACACGGAACGUUAGCAAAACGACGGUGUCACAAUAUUAUUGUCCCGAUCCAAUGUACUCGUGAAGUUAGCUGGAGUUAGUUAGCUAGGUGAGCUCGCGCUAAACACUCAGGAUGCAUUUAACUCAGGAUCUGGAGCUUUUUCCAGAACACUCAGUAACUCAGCUGCUCUUCAGAGAUGUCAAAAACUGUGCAGAGCUGAGAAAGAUGGCAGUGGAGGGUCAAAUAGCCGGCGCGCUGAUUAACCCGAGCAUGGUAUUGGAUCCCUUCCAGGCUCUAGUCGCAGCAAAUAAAGCAGUUCAUUUGCAAAAGAUAGGAAAAAUGAAGACGAGGAGCUUAUACUCAGAAAUCAUCUUCAGUCUUUCACCCACCAACAAUAUCUCUGAGGCUUUUAAACGGUUUGGAAUCUCAGACGGUGAUGAUGCAGUCCUCGUCAUCCUGGUUCAUAACAGAGAGGACAAUCUCAACAAGGAUGACAUUGUGUCUAAGGUGGACGGCCAGCAGAUACCAGCUGAUCAGAUGUCCACCCUGUGUGACAUUGCCAAGAUAAAAAAGCUUUACAAAGUCACACCUCAAGAGGAGAAGUGUGGAAGUGUUUUGGACGCUGUUGUCUGCAGAAUGGCCGCUAAGGACGUUGUAUAGCUUAGCUAGCACCUACAGGACAUAACACUUUUAAAAAUAAAGGUGCCCAGAAGGAGUUCUCUGGAGCGGUGCCACAUUUUGGUUAUCUUUAUGGAGCCAAAAAUGAUUCCUCUAUGGCAUCGCUGCAAACGGUCAUUUUUGACACCUUUAUUUGUAAGUUUAGAGCUUAAUUUUACUUAUACAAAAAACUGUUUAUUUAUGUUUGUGUUUAAACAUUUGCCAAAUUGUUUUUUAAUAAAUCUGAUCAGAGUGAA
This is a messenger RNA of Colossoma macropomum (tambaqui), 921 nucleotides long. It is a transcript of the gene tprkb, whose product is annotated as Tp53rk binding protein. Bases 140 to 667 code for a protein of 175 amino acids. The transcript has 4 exons. Gene Ontology annotation, biological process: tRNA threonylcarbamoyladenosine modification; telomere maintenance via recombination. The record is from RefSeq and is a predicted model, not a curated record. Lineage: Eukaryota; Metazoa; Chordata; Actinopteri; Characiformes; Serrasalmidae. Gene Ontology annotation, cellular component: cytosol; nucleus; EKC/KEOPS complex.